CCCAGCAUAUUUUUAGUUUCUCAUUUUGAGGAAUACCAAUCCGAAUGGAGCAGCUGGUCAUUCACGUGCAGCCUCUGCUAUUCCUUCUGGUAUUUGCUCCUCCGGAGAUUUUCGCCCUUGAUAGCAUUCAACAUCAGUAGCCACUCAGUCCGCGAAUCUAGUUUGGGAAAACAUCAGAAUGCCAAACAUUCGUCGAAGGAGGGCUAGUCAUCACCACUCUCAGGGACUGGGCAGUCAAUUGGGUGUGAGAUACGAUUUGGAAGAGGAAUUCCAGAUGCUUCAAAAGGACGAGGACGUCAUUGCUUUGGAGGUUGUUCAGCUGAAGGAGGAGCAGGAAAGCUUUGAUAGAGAGAUGGGGGAUUUGAAGAGGCGCUUGGAUUUGACAGAGCGCAGACCUCAGCAGAUUCUCUCAAUUCUGGGCGCAGUUGUUAAGAAUCCGGGUAUAAUCACACAGGCUUCAGAGCAGGGCAAGCAUCAGUGAUGGUAAGAAAAGGAGGUGCUUGCCCUAUGAUGAGCACAAGGAAACUAGACUUAAAUUGGAAUCGGACGGGUCGAGCUCAAAUGCUUCGACUGCAGAUGGGUUUGUGCUGAGUACAAAUGCUCCGACUGUUGAUGGGUUUGCGGAUACUGGGCUUAGAAGAAAUGGAUUGAUUGUGGAUGGCUUACAAUAUUCCCCAACAGAUAUGUCUCUGAUUGACUCUGGAACUGAAGCUGAAUUGAUGGCUACUCCUUCACUAGUAAAUCAGCAAUUUGGGACUUGCCCUGAAAAAUCCGAGUAUGAGAUCGAAGUGGCUUGCGAAGGAAAUUACUUGGGUAUGGCUAAUUUGGAUGGUGUUCUAUGGGACGACAUGCUCAUCUAGGAAGCCCAAUUCACCAACUGUAAAGCAGGGUCAGCAAAGGGAUGUAUUAUUGUUAGAUAUUUUGUGUCUCAGUGAAAUGAUCAGAUGAAUUAUAUUGAUCACAUAAUUAAUGAAUUAGUUAGGCCGUCCUAAACAUUCUUUGAGGGCCAUCUUUACAGUUGGUUGAAGGAAUUCUACAGUAUUUCGGUGGGUGGUUCAUCAUUGGUGAAGCAGCUUAUUAUGGUCUGUAGUAAUAGGUAGCUUACAUGUUUGUCUGUCCUAUGACAGGUGAACAAGUAUAUUUAAUGUCAAAUAAAACAGUGCAGCAGCAGCAGUUUGCAGGUCAGUGGUCCCAGUUUUAACACAUUUGACAAAUUGGCUGUAUGUGAGGUCUCUAUUCUGCUGCUGGUUUAUGUUUGUAUGUUUGCCUGAUCUAAUUUUCAUGUUCAAAUUUUUGAAA
Messenger RNA from Cryptomeria japonica (Japanese cedar), 1299 nucleotides. RefSeq names its product heat stress transcription factor A-1-like. The coding region runs from base 179 to 481 and encodes 100 amino acids. NCBI's taxonomy places the organism in Eukaryota, Viridiplantae, Streptophyta, Pinopsida, Cupressales, Cupressaceae. The transcript has a single exon. The record is from RefSeq and is a predicted model, not a curated record.